AUACUGAAAAAGAAUCGGCGCUUUAGAUAAUCCGGGGCAGAAAGAGAUACAGCAAUCUCACUUUGAAGCUGUUUCUCAGGGACAAGUAACUUGCAUUCCCAACGUCAGGUUUAAGGAAACGUGGUCUCUUGACAUAAACCAAGAGAGAUUUCCAUUCUUCGACCUAAACUGGUAAACACAAGUACUGUGGUUAAGGCAGAAAAAAUAUCUACAAAGGAUGCAAGUUUAUGCGACAUAUCUAAUGCAGCAAGGUGUUGUGAUGAUAGCUUUUUUCACAAGUAGAGAUAUAAAUAAAGUAUUGUUUUUUUACGGGGGCAAACUACAAAAGAAAGAAGUUGGUGUUAAAAGGCAACACAAGGUAGACAUCGCCGGAUCAGUACCAACGAUAUAACAUUUAACACAGAGCGCGUCCUUUCAUUGUCAGAGUGGUUUGAUGCAAGUGAAAAGGCGAACAGAUUUCAAUCGUUGUUUUUAAUAGUAAACGUAUGUUUGUUAAAUGGGAAAGUGACAAUGUUAAGAGGACAUGGACGGGCAACCACAAGACUUAAACCAAUCAAUGGGCUCAAACAAGUGGGCGCUUUAAAUAAAAGGGGAUGGGCAUAACAUGCCAAUCAAAGCGCGCAUCAAUGGUGUUAAAAUGGAACACCCUUGAGUUAUGUGAUUGAAUGGGUAUGUUGCUGAUUCCUUUUGUAAGCCGGAGCUUCUACGGAACACGUGGAUUUCUCUUUCCCGAGAGCGAGCAUCUUCUUUCCUCACUGCUUUUACUGGCGUAUCUUUAACUCUGGACUCUUGCCUUUCCUGAUUAAAACAAGACAAUAGAUCUAAUUGUAAACUACUUUAAUUCUCUGCUUAAUCUCUGAAGCGAAAAUCGAAGACGGACUCUAAGCGAAUUUCAAUAAACUCAAUUUAGAGCCACCGAACACAUAGAAAAAGAAGACUUACAAGAAAAGACUGUACAAUUUGCUCCGAAAUCCACAAAAGGAUUCCACUGCAGAAUACAGCAGUGAGAUUUACCCUUACUCGUCUGACUCGACAGCAAUCACUUCAGAGUGAAAAGAAGACAAAGAAAAAACCAUGAAGAAAGAAGACGGGGUAAACAGAAAACAAUCCAGCACAUCCCUGAAGGAAGACUGAACCUCAACUGCACAGGGACGCUGUGGAAAACAUACAUGAAAAGCAAGCAGAAAGAGAGAAACUGAAAGCGCAAGACUGAUCAGAAAUGUGGGCCACUAGGGAAAUAAGCACAAACCAAACUGAAGCAGUGAAAUAUUGAAGCUCUCUCAGUGAACACCUCCACUCAGUCAACAGACAGAUGUGGGAAGAAAAGCUUUCUGUACAGGCCACUUGCAAGCGCCUUUAUUAAUACGGUUGGGGGUACGGCUUCAGAAAUUCUUCCAGCUCUUGUAAUUUUUAAUAUAAAGAGUGUUUUCAGGACAUUUAUUCAUCGUUGUCUAACUAGAACAAAGCAGUAUUGGACUGAACAAGAUUAUAUAUAUAUAUAUAUAUGUAUAUAUAUAUUUUCAGCCUUGGAGUUUUAUAAUCAUUUUUUUUGCUUUGUUGUAAUUCAACAAGAAAGGUACCAGUAACUAGUCUUUCAUGGUUGCCGCAGGAGCACAGAUGGCUUACCACGGGAGGUUAGCAAUGAGUGCCCUCUGCUGGUGGGUGGCAAUAGUUUCUUUCAUGCAGACAGUUGGUGUCAGAGGGGACUGCUGGCUUAUUGAGGGGGAAAAGGGCUUUGUGUGGCUGGCAAUUUGCAGCCAGAACCAGCCACCUUACGAGUCCAUCCCACAGCACAUCAACACCACCAUAGUUGACCUUCGACUGGACGAGAACAAAAUCAAGAGCAUUCACUACUCCUCCCUCAGCCGCUUCGGAAACCUGACCUUCCUGAACCUGACAAAGAAUGAGAUCUCCUACAUUGAAGAUGGUGCGUUUUCAGCCCAGUUCAACCUACAGACCCUUCAACUUGGCUUUAACAAGCUGAGGAACCUGACAGAAGGGAUCCUCAGGGGUUUGAGCAAGCUGGAAUACCUCUACCUCCAAGCCAACUUGAUUGAGACCGUGACCCCCAAUGCCUUUGGGGAGUGCCUCAACAUUGAGAACAUAGACCUCUCCAUGAAUCGGAUCCAGCAGCUGGACAGCAUGACCUUCGUGGGGCUGAGCAAGCUAACCACAUGUCAGCUCUACACCAACCCCUUCUACUGCUCUUGCGAGUUGCUGGGCUUCCUCAAGUGGCUGUCCCAAUUCCCCAACCGAACGAAUGAGAGGAUGCUGUGCGAUUCUCCCCCCGAGUACGCCGGUUACCACCUCCUUAACCAGAACCCAGGCCACCCCAACUACCGCAAUGCUUUGAGCAUCCUCUCCUCUGUGUGCUCUGAUGAACCUGAGGUGCCGGCCUACAUCCCACCCCGCUUCAUCUCCACAACCCCACCGCCACCAGAGACUCCAUGUGGGCUUGAGGACUGCAACUCUGGAUAUGAGCCCAGUGUUCUAAUAACUUUGAAUACCCCUUACCCUGACCCAAGUGCUAAGCCAAUUAUCAAACUCAUUGACGUAACCCAAACCACCGCCACCCUUGUCGUGCAUAUUCCUUCCCACUACAGCAAAAUGUACAUUCUGGUUCUGUACAACAACAGCUUUUACACAGAUAUCAAAAACCUAAGAAAUGAGGAGCAGAUCAUUAAACUGGACCAAUUGAAAGCCAACACUGACUACACAUACUGUGUGGCUUCAAUCCGCAACUCCCUGCGUUACAAUCACACAUGUCUCUCUCUCACCACGACUGAAAAGAGACGAGGGGAGCCUGUAGCUAACUCCUCCACCGCCACCCACUACAUCAUGACAAUCCUAGGCUGCCUCUUCGGGAUGGUCAUUGUCUUAGGGGUGGUGUACUACUGCCUGCGCAAGAAAAGGCAGCAGGAUGAGAAGCACAAGAAGGCAUGUAGCAUAAAAAAGACCAUCAUCGAACUCAAAUAUGGGGCCGAGCUGGAAAGUGGUACCAUCUCCCAGCUAACCCAAAAGCAGAUGAUGGCUGGGGAGAGCAUGCCCCGAAUGCCCUACCUGCCGUCAGCUGGGGAAAUGGAGCAGUACAAACACCAGGACAUCAGCGAGACACCCAAAACUACCAAGGGGAAUUACAUUGAGGUGCGAACUGGGGAACAACAAGAUCGGAGAGAGUGUGAUAUGUCAGUACAGGGCAACAACCAAGGGUCAGUGGCAGAGAUCUCAACUAUCGCAAAAGAAGUGGACAAAGUCAAUCAGAUCAUUAACAACUGCAUUGAUGCUCUGAAGUCAGAGUCCACCUCCUUCCAAGGGGUGAAAUCAGGGGCCGUGUCCACCGCAGAGCCCCAGCUGAUGCUGAUCUCAGAGCAGCCGCAGAGCAAGUCUGGCUUCCUGUCCCCUGUGUACAAGGACAGUUACCACCACCCCUUGCAGCGGCACCACAGCAUGGAAGCACCUCCCAAGCGCUCCAGUACUUCCUCCAGCGGUUCUAUCCGGAGUCCAAGGUCCUUUCGCUCAGAGGGGGCCUACAAGUCAGAGGCUAAGUACAUAGAGAAGACUUCUCCCACGGCUGACACCAUCUUGACAGUCACACCAACAGCAGCCAUCCUGAGAGCAGAGGCUGAGAAAAUCAGACAUUACAGUGAGCACAGGCACUCGUACCCCGGCUCGCACCAGGGGGAACAACUUGAGGGCCCAGGGAGCCGCAAACCAUCCAUUCUGGAGCCACUCACCCGUCCCCGGCCCAGGGACCUGACCUAUUCCCAGCUCUCACCCCAGUACCACAACCUCAGCUACUCCUCCAGCCCCGAGUACUCCUGCAAACCGGCACACACCAUCUGGGAGCGCUUCAAACUCCACCGCAAGCGCCACAAAGAGGAGGAUUACAUGGCGGCCGGGCACGCAUUGCGUAAAAAAGUUCAGUUCGCCAAGGAUGAGGACUUGCACGACAUUUUAGACUACUGGAAGGGCGUGUCAGCCCAGCACAAAUCUUGAUUGCUCUCAGACUUCCUUUUCCAAUUUGGACCAAAAUGAAAACAGAAAAAAAAAUUAAAUAAAAAAAAAAAAAAAAGAAAACCUCCCCAGCUAUUUUUAUUCAGACCAAGUUUCUGGACAAUUAAAAUUAAAAUUAGUCUCGCAUUUGUGUGUUUAUGCACCAAAAUUAAAAGAAAUGAACUGUAUAAAUUGUCUUCAUUUUUUUUUUUUUUUUUAAGAAAAAAAAACAAACAAACAAACACUGGAAUAUAAUUAUUUUGGUAUCGCAUGGCCGUGUCCUGUGACUGUGUGGAUUAACUGUUGUGUACUUUGAGAGGAAAACAAAAGCAAAAACAAAAACUUGGCGCUGAACACUCUGUAUUGAAGACUCUUUAACUGUGUAUGUCUUUGUCAGAGGACUGCACCCACACGCACACACUUUUCUCACUCUGCAUUGUAAAGUAAUUAUUUAUCAGUGAAUUCUACAUACAAAACAAAAACAUAUAUAUACAUACAGAUACAAUUUCUAUAUUUGCAACGUUUGCUGGAAAAAAAAAAAAUUAUAUAUAUAUAUAUAUAAUCACCUGUUUGUACCAGGUUUUAACCGUGGAUAUCAGAGACAAGUCAUUUUUAAUGUCUCAAAUGAAUGUCUCCCUGUCCUGAUGGAUAAAAAUUGCACUGUUCAAUGAAAUGGUACAUUCUUCUACAAAAUACCCUGACUGUUAUUUUUUUUUUCUGUCUACCGCCUAUCUUUUGCAGAAGUCACAAAUCAUUCUGCACAAAACUAACAAUAUAGAUUCAUCGUCUCUGAUUUAAUUCUAUUUUACCAAAGGGCUGUGGUAGCAUGUCAUUACAGGCUCUGCUCUAAUUCAGACCUACAGAUCUGAGGACAGAUGUAUCUUUUACAUAAUAAUAAUAAUAAUAAUAAUAAUAAUAAAAAAAAACGACAGCUUUUGUUACAAGCUGCAGUUGGGUUAUUCACAGCCCACCCCUCCCCUCUCCUGUAGAAUCUCAUACAGUACAUAUCAAAUUGAUUUACACGCUUUUGCCUCCCAACAAAACACAAAAAAUCUCACACCAAACAUGCCUGUCAUUUAUAGGCUAAAGAAAUGCUCUUAAACAAAGAACUAAGAGAGGUUACAUGUUGAUACAAGCAGCUGUCAAUCAUCCAGGUGGAAUGUUAAUGCUGUAAUGCACCAGCUUUGAAUGAUCUCCCUUUGCACUGAAACACAAAUCAGAUCUCAGCAAAAACUUAACACCAUAACCUCGUCUGGUCAGCAACAACACAAUGUCAUUUAAAUACAGGCUUAAUCGCUGCAUUCAGUGAAUCAUUUUGCUCACCAGGGAAAUACAUUUUAAAGUAAGGGUGGCAUCUACAGAAAUGAACAAGACACAAUGCAGGUUGUGUAUGUCUUUAGGUUGUACUACAGAUCUAUGUCAGGACAAGAACACUCAAGGCAGUGACCGAGGGGUGUUUAAAUUAUUUCAUCAAGGAACAGUGCAAGCUUCUAAAUAGUAUACGAUGUCCCAGGAAAUCAAAAGCAGCUGAGUUCCUGGGAGACUUUCAAAAGAAAUAAUAAAUGUAUCAAUGUUACAGUCUGUCUAUAUUAGCUCUGCUGCAAGCAAAUGCCUGGAUGGAGAACUUGGAUAAAGUGGAUCAUCUUUCCAAUUAUUGGGGAAAAUGAAAAGGCGGUAGACUCUAAAAACCAUGCUGAGUGGCUAGUGUUAUUAUGAAUGGGUUCCAUUCUUAGCAUUCUGCUGAUUCUAGACGCCAGGUACAGUACUACAGCAGUGUUUAAAACCAAGAAAACUCUCAAUCCUUUUGUUUUAAACUACUGUUUAAAGUGUUCCAUACAUUUGAUAUACUUAUAAAAACAAAACAUACCGCUUAAUUUUUUUGGGGGUGGGGGUUCUCAAAAGAGCCCCAACAUGAAUGACAAGAGAUAAAAGUAGUCAAAUGGGACCAGCACAUUACUAUACAGGGAGACUGGAAUGAAGGAAUGAACUAAGUACUGAUUAAAAUACCAUUUUAUUUAUUUAUGACACACUUUGAAAGCAUUCCCUGCUACAAAUUGAUGAAAGCCAUUCCCAGUGACAAAAAUAUACCCCUUACAACAGGGGUGUCCAAACGUUUUGCAUUGUGGGCCAGAUUGAUUAACAUGCAAUGAGCGACGGGCCACACACACACACACAGCGACGGGCCAUAUAUACACACACACUAUAUUAUUAUAUUACACAAUGAAAACAUUUUAGAUAUAAAUUGUUCACGCACUUAUAUUUAGUAAACAAUGCAUAUUUUAAACUUCUCACCAUUAAUGGUUUGAUUCGGAUGUUUUAAUUUGAGGUAUGCAGCUGAGACUUGGACUUCAGUAUCUGUGCGAUGUCUGGAGUGCGAUUUGUGGCUGAGAGUUGCAUUAUGUCAUGUAGAUGGGCAUCAGUUAGAUUUGAUCUCAGGUGAUUCUUGUUUAAAGUCAUUUUAGAAAAUGUUUACUCACAUAUAUAUGUUGAACCGAACAAGCUAAACAUUUUUUUUGCAUGUCGUCUCAAAUGGAGGAAAUGGGUCUUGUCCAUACACUUGUAAAAUUCUGCCAAAGGCAGCUCCAGGCGGCGACUGCAAAGUGUGUCAUCACACUGCAGUUCAAUUAGUUCUAACUGCAAGUUUUCAUGUGUUUCUUCAAUAUUUACAGAGAAGGGGCAAGAGAAAAUCUGAAUCUCCUUGUCAAUUGUUGAAAAGUCUUCAAAGCGUUUGUUGAACUCUGCAAUUAGGGCAGAUAUAAUCAACACAUAUUUCUCCAUUGAUUCUGAGAUACGUUCAUUGGGUCAAUGACCGAUUUUAAUGAUGGGAAGUGCACCGCAUUGUACUCUUUUGCGUGCUUCUCAAAUUUCACUGCAAAUGCUUUGACCGUUGAGUGCAUUUGUGAAACAAUGGCGUUUUUCCCUUGGAGGCUAGUAUUGCGCACAUUAAGUUGCCCAGUGAUGUUAACUAAAAAGCCAAUGUCCGUUAACCAUGCAGGAUCUGUGAGGUCAUUAAGAGGCUCUCUCUUUUCUCGUGAGAACUGCUGUAUUUCCGAUCUGAGUGAAAAAAAGCGUUUCGAUGCUGAACCUCGACUAAGCCAGCGUACAUCGGAAUGAUACAUUAUGUCAUCAUAUUCAGCUUCCACUUCACUGAGGAAAUUCCUGAAUUGUCUAUGGUUAAGUGCUCUCGACAGAAUAAAAUUGAUUGUUUUCACAA
Acipenser ruthenus (sterlet) is the source of this 7207-nucleotide messenger RNA. RefSeq names its product protein ELFN1-like. Bases 1597 to 3996 code for a protein of 799 amino acids. NCBI's taxonomy places the organism in Eukaryota, Metazoa, Chordata, Actinopteri, Acipenseriformes, Acipenseridae. The transcript has 4 exons. Gene Ontology annotation, cellular component: plasma membrane. The record is from RefSeq and is a predicted model, not a curated record. Gene Ontology annotation, molecular function: protein binding.